Molecule: messenger RNA, 1776 nt
Organism: Exophiala bonariae
Lineage: Eukaryota; Fungi; Ascomycota; Eurotiomycetes; Chaetothyriales; Herpotrichiellaceae
Exons: 1
Coding region: 1-1776 (591 amino acids)
Source: RefSeq, a predicted model, not a curated record
AUGUCCAAAUAUUCAACAGUACUGCCUUUUCAGUACAGCCAUUCUACCAUAACGGCAGACCCUCUUCAUGUGCCUAAACGCCAAUCUCCAACGAACUCGUCUCCGGGACCAGCUAAUCCCACUCGAGAUGUAGUCAUUGGACCAUCGCACAGAGCAGAAAGUACUAAUGGCCAAGGAAAACAUUCAGAUCUGGAUGAUGUGGAACAACUGAGAAGCAUAGAAGGUUGUGCCAAUGCAUCUGUGGCGAGUUCAUCGGGGUCUGGGACUUCCUGGAGAAGCCAAGGUUCUUCUGGGUCUGCGCAGCAAUCUCCAGACAGCAGUCAAUCACCGGACUUUGCCGAUACCCCUGGAAUAAGACUGAACACUGGACAGCCCGUGCAAGACUUUCUCGUGCGGCGGCGGCUGGAGAGAGGCGAAGGUUCACCAAGUUCAUUUCUUCAACAACCAAUCAAGGAACGGCGAGAGGGGUCUUUGAAGGUCCAGAAUAUGGAUGACACCCUUUCAGACCUCUUUAUAAACCAGCCUUCUUCCAGCAGUGAAUAUAUGGAAGGGGCGAAUCGAGCGCGGGAGGUAACUAUCCCUGAAUCAGCCUCGCCAACAUUCAGCAAUGUGCGUACUCCUUCAGUCCCACUGCGCUCCUCAAAACGAUUGUCUACGUCGACGAGUGACCCAGCCCAUGCUCGACCACAACGAUUGCGAAAUGUUGUUCGGGAAGGCGUCCCACAUCAGAUGGUGUCGGAUGGCGAUGUUCAAUACGAGUAUGUCGAAGGCACAAUCAUGGACACUCGUCCCAGUGCAAAAACUGUAACUGGGGGCAUGAAAGACACGAUACCUGAAAUCGAGGCACAAGAUAUCCAGAAGAUCCCAAAACGAAGACCCGGCACCACCACUGCUCAUGAUUUUGACUAUCAAUUGACACCAGAUUAUUCCUAUUCAGCCACGACGUCAGACUCAGGAGAGUGUGACGGCCCACAAGAUGUGGCAUAUCAAAAGAUUAGCUCUAGUGCUUCCACACCUCUGACGGAUGGUACGGCUUUUGAUGAUUUCAAAUCCUCGUCCCCACGCUCAUUGGGACCAAGGGAUUUCACGAGAGGCACUGCUGAGGGUUCAAGUCGAUAUCUUCCAGCUGCGGAAGCGCCGGUACAAGGCCGAGACGCGGAAAUUGACCGGGCCAGGACACAAGCACUUUCUUCUGGAGGAUCAGAAGUGUCAGAUAUCAAUAGCAACUUAUUGACGAAACGAUAUCCACUAGAUGUCAUUGAUGAGGAAGAAAAGGAAAGUUUAUCAGAUGUUAAGGAUUCUGGCGGAAGGCCUUCCCCUAGUGCUAGUGAGGCUAGCAGCGCAAAAUCCCGUCGUCUGCGCGGCAGGAGCAUCCGAGAAGAGAUCAAUUCUUCACCGACUUCCGACACCCAGACAGUGGGCGAAGAACUCUCAAGCACGGACGUGAAAGUGGGUGUCGAUGCAUUGCCAAAAACACUCGCGGUUUCUGGAAUUGGGGCCGAUAUGAACCUGUACGAAGGUCGAGCUGUCGUUCUUCGAGAAGAGAGGGAAAGUGCGGAUAACCUGACGAGCAGUACCAGCCACGGUAGUUUCAGCCCUAGCGAUGACAGCGGCUCCCAAAGUUCUGCAAGUUCGGGUGUUUUUCACGCAUUGGAAAAUGGGAUCGGCAAGGUGGUUCAUGCUGUCAAAAAGAAGGUGACGUUCAGUCCCAUCGACGAUUUCCGAACAAUCACACCGACGUCAAACUUUCCAUUGGAAGACAAGCCAGACCAGUAA